Messenger RNA from Ochotona curzoniae (black-lipped pika), 792 nucleotides. Its product is annotated as chymotrypsinogen 2-like. The record is from RefSeq and is a predicted model, not a curated record. Gene Ontology annotation, molecular function: serine-type endopeptidase activity. Gene Ontology annotation, biological process: proteolysis. The transcript is spliced from 7 exons. NCBI's taxonomy places the organism in Eukaryota, Metazoa, Chordata, Mammalia, Lagomorpha, Ochotonidae. Bases 1 to 792 code for a protein of 263 amino acids.
AUGGCUUGCCUUUGGCUCCUCUCCUGCUUCGCCCUCCUGGGGGCUGCCUCCGGCUGUGGGAACCCCUCCAUCACCCCUGUGCUGAAAGGCCUGACCAGGAUUGUUAAUGGAGAGGACGCUGUCCCUGGAUCCUGGCCCUGGCAGGUGUCCCUGCAAGACAGCACCGGCUUCCACUUCUGCGGGGGCUCCCUCAUCAAUGAGAACUGGGUGGUCACUGCCGCCCACUGCGGGGUCAGUACCUCCCACCUGGUCGUGGCCGGGGAGUUUGACCAGGGCUCCAGUCAGGAGGCCGUGCAGGUGCUGAAGAUUGCCAAGGUGUUCAAGAACCCUAGCUUCAACUUGUUAACCAUUCGCAACGACAUCACCCUGAUCAAGCUGGCCAAGCCCGCCACCUUCUCCAAGACCGUGUCUGCCGUGUGCCUGCCUCAGGCAACCGAUGACUUCCCCGCUGGCACGCAGUGUGUCACCACGGGAUGGGGCAAGAUCAAAUCCAGUGCCACCACGACCCCUGACAAGCUGCAGCAGGCUGUCCUGCCGCUCGUGUCCAAGGCUGACUGCCAGAAGUACUGGGGCACUCGGAUCACCGACGUCAUGAUCUGUGCCGGCGCCAAUGGUGUCUCCUCCUGCAAUGGCGACUCUGGCGGCCCCCUGGUCUGCAAGAAGAAUGGCGCCUGGACCCUGGUGGGCAUCGUGUCCUGGGGCAGCAGCACCUGCUCUACCUCCACCCCUGCCGUGUAUGCCCGUGUCACCGCCCUCAUCUCCUGGGUGCAGCAGAUCCUGGCAGCCAACUAA